UUGGAAAGAAAGCCUUUUGUGAAAGAUCCCGUAGGAAGUGCUUGCUUAUAAACCCUUUAUAUACAUGAGUUUGGAUAGUAAAACAACUUUCUUUAAGAUUUUUGUUGUAAAGAGUGUUGUUGUUACAUAUUUACUAUUUUAUUUUUUAUUCCGUAUUUGCUGUUGGUUUUUUUUUUUUUGGUGACACUUGCAGAGCAAUACUGCAACAGCGAUUUGAUGAUAUUAUAAACCAAAAUGGUGAAAAACAGUGAGUUUCCCCGGAGAAUUGGGCCCAGGCAUUGCGGAAGCUCGGGCAGAGAUUGGCCUAGAGUAGGAAACAGGUGGAGGGUGUUCUUGGGGUGUCAGGACAAUCCCAGUCCUUGAGAACACUUGGAGUGACCACGCCUGGGUAAGCUCAGAUCGCGUUCCCCCAGCUGCCCGACGCCGGUCAGCGCUGUGCUGGGGACGGGGCUGCACAGACAAUGCGGACCGCUAAUAAAAAUUAAAAAUAAACAAACCCCUCCUUCCGAGGAGCCUGCGGGGAGCUCCCGGAGCCGCCGCGUCCCUCCCGCCCCGGGGCGGGACCGGCAGCGCCGGCUGCGGGCGCGCAGAUAAAGUACGGGCGUUGCGGGAGGCGCUGUUCGCCGGUAGGUGAAGGGCCUUCGGUCAGGAAAAAAACCCCAAAGCAACCAAAAACCCGAAAAGAAGCAGGAGGAGAAGAUGGAGGAAGCAGAAGAGGAUGACAUGACCUGUGGAGACUUGGGGAAUGGACUUGGGAGAAGACCGGGCGGUGUUUAUGAAGGGGAAAACUUAAAAAAUUCCUAUUCAAUUAGAUCUAGGAAGGGAUCUGGAAAAGCUUGUAAUGUCCCCUUGUCAGCAAAGAUAGGGGAGGAAAGUGAUGCUGCAGCUCUUCCUGGUCCAAAACGAAACAGCGUUUACGAUGGAUCCCUCAAAAAACUGGGAACUGCUCCCAGUUCCACACGACAGAAUAGCUGUGAAUCUAAUACUGAAGUGUCAAAUGAAGAACUAAAGCAACAACUUCGGGAAGCUCUAGAGGAAGUUGAAAUUUUGAAAGCUGAGCUUGAAGCUUCUCAAAGACAGCUUGAAGGAAAAGAUGAAGCUCUAAGAAUCCUGCAGAGCAUGGCAGUAUUUGAUAAAGCCACGAGUCAUACAAAAGCAAUGCUUCAGAAAACUGAGGAAGAAAAGAGGACUCUAGAGAAGGAAAUAAAUAUUUUGCAAUGGGAAAUUGAAUUUGAUCAGGACAGAUUUAAAAACAUAGAAGACACGUGGACCGAAAAAUAUGACAGGAUAUACUGUGAAAAUGCAGCUCUUAAGGAAGCAUUGAAACUGAGGACAGAAGAAGUUAAAACACUUAAAGCUGAAAAUGCAACCCUGAACCGGCAGUGCUUGGAACUGCUUGCAAUGCUAGAUGUGAAACAACAGAAAAUUUUUCAGGAGAACAUGUCGUUGAACAAAAGUGACAUUACUGAUUUUACAGGUCUUGAACUGGCGGUGCUCGGAGCCUGCACCUGCAGUACUGCUGAGGGGCAGCCUUGUCCCUGUGCCAAAGUGGCAGCUCUCACUCGAAAGCAACUCUUUCAUCUCAAGCAAGAGAUUGAAAAUCUGAAGAAGAGUAAGGAUGAAGCAUAUAUCAUGGCAGAUGCCUUCAGAAUUGCAUUUGAGCAGCAACUGAUGCAGAGGCAGGACCAGGCCCUGAGGCUGGCAGAAGUGAUAAACAUGAAGAAGGAAACAAAAUUUGCAAACUGGAGACGUCUGCGAGGCACUGAGCGUGUCAAGCUACAAGGGAACAAGAACAAUCUGGGGCAGAAGCUGUCCAGCCUGCUCUCGUCAGAUGGGGACUGCAGGAAGGUUGAGGAGCUGGACAAUCCCCAGGAAAUCCUGAGGAUGUUGAUAGAUCUGGUGAACGACAAGGAGGAGGCCCUGGCGCACCAGCGCAAGGUCAGCUACAUGCUGGCACGGGCUGCCGAGGCCAGGGAGGCCGCGCUUGGCCAGGAUGAGGGGCACACGGGAGGAAGGUGUCGGCUCGGAGCCCAGGGCCCGCUGGCUCCCCCUCACACCGGCAGCCAUCGCCUCCCGGCCCCGAGCUGCUCUCCUGCCCUGCCCCACACAGGAGCGGCCCUAGCAGGGCUCCGAAAGUCGCUCUCCUGGCCCUCGGCGCUCGGGGAUGGACGAGGACCGAGUGGGGUGGCCAGGGGGCUGUUCAAGCUCUCGCUGUAGCCACGCGUGGGGGCAGCUCAGCUUUAUAACAAAGAAACUUCUUGUGGAAACACCA
Corvus hawaiiensis (hawaiian crow) is the source of this 2272-nucleotide messenger RNA. It is a transcript of the gene CCDC125, whose product is annotated as coiled-coil domain containing 125. NCBI's taxonomy places the organism in Eukaryota, Metazoa, Chordata, Aves, Passeriformes, Corvidae. Bases 700 to 2217 code for a protein of 505 amino acids. Gene Ontology annotation, cellular component: cytoplasm. Gene Ontology annotation, biological process: negative regulation of Rho protein signal transduction; negative regulation of cell motility. The record is from RefSeq and is a predicted model, not a curated record. The transcript is spliced from 12 exons.